This is a messenger RNA of Nothoprocta perdicaria, 3312 nucleotides long. RefSeq names its product huntingtin interacting protein 1 (gene HIP1). Gene Ontology annotation, biological process: actin filament organization; clathrin coat assembly; endocytosis. The record is from RefSeq and is a predicted model, not a curated record. Gene Ontology annotation, molecular function: clathrin light chain binding; actin filament binding; phosphatidylinositol-3,4-bisphosphate binding. NCBI's taxonomy places the organism in Eukaryota, Metazoa, Chordata, Aves, Tinamiformes, Tinamidae. Gene Ontology annotation, cellular component: extrinsic component of postsynaptic membrane; presynapse; actin cortical patch.
AUGCCGGACACAUCCCAGAGAGGCAUCCGGGAAUGAGCGGAGUCCAGCUGGCCCGCCGCGGCGGCUGGGAGGGCCGGGGGCCUGGAUGGGACCCAGGCCCCGGCAGGUGCCGCGCGGCGGGACCGGGAGCCCCAGCCCCUUCCUCACCCCCUCCCCGCUUCUGUUUUUCAGACUGUCAGCAUCAAUAAGGCCAUUAAUACGCAGGAAGUGGCUGUCAAGGAGAAACACGCCAGAACAUGCAUCCUGGGCACGCACCACGAGAAGGGGGCGCACACCUUCUGGUCCGUCGUGAACCGCCUCCCGCUCUCCGGCAAUGCUGUGCUCUGCUGGAAGUUCUGCCACGUCUUCCACAAGCUCCUCCGAGAYGGCCACUCCAACGUCCUAAAAGACUCGGUGAGGUACAAGAACGAGCUGAGUGACAUGAGCAGGAUGUGGGGUCACCUGAGCGAGGGCUACGGACAGCUGUGCAGCAUCUACCUCAAACUGCUGAGAACGAAGAUGGAGUUCCACACAAAAAAUCCCAGGUUCCCUGGCAACCUCCAGAUGUCCGACCGGCAGCUCGACGAGGCCGGCGAGAACGACGUCAAUAACUUUUUCCAGCUGACGGUGGAGAUGUUUGACUAUCUCGAGUGCGAGCUGAACCUCUUCCAGACGGUGUUCAACUCGCUGGACAUGUCGCGCUCCGUGUCGGUCACUGCUGCAGGCCAGUGCCGCCUGGCCCCGCUCAUCCAGGUCAUACUGGACUGCAGCCACCUCUACGACUACACUGUCAAGCUCCUUUUCAAACUCCACUCCUGUCUCCCAGCUGAUACGCUGCAGGGCCACAGGGACCGUUUCCUGGAGCAGUUCAGAAAGCUCAAGGACCUGUUCUAUCGCUCCAGCAACCUGCAGUACUUCAAGCGGCUCAUUCAGAUCCCGCAGCUUCCAGAGAACCCCCCCAACUUCCUGCGAGCCUCGGCUCUGUCGGAGCACAUCAGCCCCGUGGUGGUCAUCCCUGCCGAGGCGUCUUCCCCGGACAGCGAGCCCAUCCCUGACCUGGUGGAGAUGGACACGGCCGCCCAGAGUCUGUUUGACAACAAGUUUGAUGACAUCUUUGGCAGUUCUUUCAGUAACGAUCCUUUCAACUUCAACAGUCAAAACGGGAUGAACAAGGAUGACAAGGACCGGAUGAUCGAGCAGCUUUACAGGGAGAUCGCUGCGCUGAAGGAGGAACUGGAAAACUUCAAGGCCGAGAGCGAGCGGCGGGCGCUGCAGCUGCGCGGGCGCAUCAGCGAGCUGGAGGCCGAGCUGGCCGAGCAGCGGCACCUCAAGCAGCAGGCCCUGGACGAGAGCGAGUUCCUGCGCGCCGAGCUGGAGGAGCUCAAGAAGCGGCGGGAGGACACGGAGAAAGCCCAGCGGAGCCUCACGGAGAUCGAAAGGAAGGCGCAGGCCAAUGAGCAGCGUUACUCCAAGCUGAAGGAGAAGUACAGCGAGCUGGUGCAGAACCACGCGGACCUGCUGCGGAAGAAUGCGGAGGUCACCAAGCAGGUGACAGUGGCAAGACAGGCCCAAGGCGACGUGGAGCGGGAGAAGAAGGAGCUGGAGGACUCCUUCCAGAGGGUGAGCGAGCAGGCCCAGAGGAAGUCCCAGGAGCAGACCGAAGUCCUGGAAACAUUGCAGCGGGAGCUGGCAGCCAGCAAGCAGGAGCUGCAGGUCCUUCAGGGCACGCUGGAGUCCAGCACGCAGUUGGGAACAGAGCAGAGCACCAGGAUAGCRAGCCUGGAGCGGGAGAGGGACAGCCUGAGCCAGGCGGCGGAGCAGCACGGUGAGGAGACGGCAGCGCUGCGGGCCGAGCUUCAGCAGCUGCGGGACACACUCAGCACGGAGAAGGAGAGCAGCAGCAAAGCGCUGGAGACGCUGCAGAUGCAGCUGAAAGCCAAGGAGGACGUGGAACAGGCCCUCCASCUGCGUCUCAGCAGGGAUCAGUUUGCCCUACUGCAGGGCACCGCGCGGGAGGCAGAGCAGAUGGUGCAGGACUCCCUCAGCCGCCUUGAAGACCCUACUCACAUCAGCUGCACCAGCUCGGCAGAUUACCUCCUGUCCAGGACGCUGGCAGCCUCCGAGUGCGUGGAAAGGCUCCAGGAUGCCCACAGCAGAUACCUUUCUGACCGCACAGACAUGAGCAGCCUCCUGCCAUGCGUGGCCCUCUUCGCCCACCUCGUCAGCGACACCAUCCUGCAGGGCAGCGCUACCUCCCACAUGGCCCCCAUGGAGCCCGCUGACCGUCUGCUGGAGGCCUGCAGGCAGUGCGGGAGCGAGGCCAUCAGCUACCUGCACGCCCUGGGGGAGCCGACCGCGUUGGAGGGCGCCGACUGCACACCCGUGAGGAACUGCCUGAGCCACGUCCGCACCAUCGCGGAGGCGCUGCGGCCCAAGGGGCUGGAUGUCAAGCAGGAGGAGCUGGGCGAUCUGGUGGACAAGGAGAUGGCAGCUACUUCGGCAGCCAUCGAGACAGCAGCCGCCAGGAUUGAGGAGAUGCUGAGCAAAGCCCGGGCUGGUGACACUGGUGUCAAACUGGAAGUGAAUGAGAGGAUCCUGGGGUCCUGCACAGAUCUCAUGCAGGCCAUCCAAGUGCUGGUUCUGACCUCCAAGGACCUGCAGCGAGAGAUCGUGGAGAGCGGGCGGGGCGCAGCGUCCCCCAAGGAGUUUUAUGCCAAGAAUUCCCGCUGGACAGAGGGUCUCAUCUCAGCGUCCAAGGCCGUGGGUUGGGGAGCAACUGUCAUGGUYGAUGCUGCUGAUCUGGUGGUACAAGGGAAAGGGAAGUUUGAGGAGCUCAUGGUUUGUUCCCACGAGAUUGCAGCCAGCACAGCACAACUGGUGGCAGCCUCCAAGGUAAAGGCAGACAAAGACAGCACCAACCUGUCCAAGCUGCAGCAGGCCUCUCGGGGUGUCAACCAGGCCACAGCCGCCGUGGUGGCCUCCACCAAGUCAGGGAAGUCACAAAUCGAGGAGAAAGACACUAUGGACUUCUCCAGCAUGACACUAACCCAGAUCAAGCGUCAAGAAAUGGACUCUCAGGUGCGUGUGCUGGAGCUGGAGAAUCAGCUGCAGAAGGAGCGGCAGAAGCUGGGGGAGCUCCGCAAGAAGCACUACGAGCUGGCGGGAGUGGCGGAGGGCUGGGACGAGGACGGUAGGUGUCYGUGGGCACCGUGGGGAGCCUGCCCCGCGUGCCGCGCUGGGCACCCUGGCAUCAGCCGCACCAAGGGCUGCAUCCACCUUUCCCUGUCCAUCCUGCUCCUCCUGGGAGGCUGCUCAGGGAGGAAUGCAGAGUAG